AUGUCCAAUAACCCCGAUCGCCCGCGCGGACCGUACAUCUGGGAUGCACCUCUGACAGCAGAGGCCCAGAAGAAAAUAUAUGACAUGCUGGAAGAGUCAGAGUUCCCCCUCACACCCGCGACUCGAAAAGACCUAUACGAUCUCGUGUACGCCCGCCGUAGCAUCAUAACAGCUGCCGCUCGCAAAGAACUAUGCGAUAUACCGGAAGCCAUCGGUGCUUACCGGCGCACUCUCGACGAAGCUUCCGCGAAUGGAUGGUCAAUGUCACAAUAUCGAUCUCUUAAAACCGAGACUGACAUGUUGUUCGAUUCGAAUAUCGAGCCAGCUCAGCGCAUAGCUAUAUACCGUCGUCGCAUUGACAUGGCUUCCCGUCCGCCGUACGCUUCACUCCAAGGGCCUACUGCAAUCCGCUUCGGGACAUAUUGCCUGCUCUCUAUCGGAUCAGCCGCUAUGUAUCGAACGCCGGAACCGGUGUAUCGGCCGCUGUUUGCUUUACUUGUCCUCGUUGGGUGGUCGAUGCUCUGCUUCAUAGCCUUUCGGGAUCGGGAAAAGUGGUCACGGUACGUCUACUACGUAUCCCUAUCAACGGUACUGGUCGCCCUCGGGAAAGUCGCCAUCGCCAUCCAGAGGCAUUCCAAUGUUGGGGGCGCCACAUCCGGUCCCUUAGGGGUGCAAUCGUGGGCGAUACAUUUCGCUCUCUCCUUCUGCGUCCUCUCGGAUUGCGAAUUCUACCGCCUUUACUUUGGAUGGAGAGGAUUCCGGCUGGAUUUCGCCUCGUUACUAGAGACCAUCUUCAUGGCAAACCUGGACUAUGACUUCCACUACAGGAGAGAAGCAUUCUUCUGUUUUCCUUCGUUGGGAAAGCCCCAGGAACUUCGGGAUAGUGGCUCUUUAUGUGCUACCAUACAUGAGAUGAGGCGUAUGUGGCCUCAGGCCCUAUCGCAGGCGUACUUGAACCUCACCGUCGCAUAUCUCUACGAUCCUCUCAGGCGCAUCAUCCAUCCCGAAUCUCUCACGUCAAGAUACGAGGCGAUAUUGUUUUCGACGGAUAACUUCUGGAUGUGUGUCCUUGGCUCUCUCCUUCUACGCCCCGUGAGGAUACCGAUCAUAAUUUUGAUCCAAUGGCUCUUCGGGACGUCACCAAAGCCCAGUCUUAUCACUUAUCGCCAUCUUUCAUUCAUCUGGAUUAUUUCGGCCAUCGCGCUCCAAUCCCAGUUCACUGACUGGCGUCGAUUCGUACUCUCCGCCUUAGACGCUCUUACACACGUCGCCACGCUAGGCUACGGGCCUCCGGGCAGUCCAGCUUAG
This is a messenger RNA of Trematosphaeria pertusa, 1308 nucleotides long. RefSeq lists its product as uncharacterized. The transcript has a single exon. The coding region runs from base 1 to 1308 and encodes 435 amino acids. NCBI's taxonomy places the organism in Eukaryota, Fungi, Ascomycota, Dothideomycetes, Pleosporales, Trematosphaeriaceae. The record is from RefSeq and is a predicted model, not a curated record.